CACCGGUCCUGCGCAGAGAUCAGACCGCAGUGAUUGUGUGAACCCCGGUCCAUUGGAAACAUCACUUCCCCCUCGAAUGGAGAACUCAAAGACCAGUCUGUCAUUGGAGCCCCUUGGAGUGCCAGAUAUGGCGCGACCCUCAGCGCCCCCCGGUGAGCUGUCCGAGUCAGCCAGGCCCUCCAAACCCCGAGAGCACCCGCCCAAGUCACCAAGGAGACGGCGUAAAGGGACGAGGUCGCAGCGACGGGGGGGUGAUCAUGAACAGCUGCACUGGGAGGUCGAGCGGCGGAGGUUGCCAGGCCAACACGAGCAUUUGGAGCCCUCUGGCUCAACGAGCGACACAGCGGAAAGCUCUCCUAAGAGGAGAGCCCACUUUCUACAUGGACCAUAUCCAGCCACUCACUUCGGACCCAAAGCCUGUAUUCUUCCCAACCCAACUUCAGUCAUGCAUAUCCAGGACCCAGCCAGCCAGCGGCUCACCUGGAAUAAACCACCUGUCAACGUGCUUGUCAUCAGGAAAAUCCGAGAUGAGAGCCUCGUCGAGCCUUUCAAAGAGAUCUGCAGGUUUCUAGUGGAGGAGAAGCAGAUGAUGGUGUACGUGGAACGCCGGGUUGCAGAUGAUGCUACGCUGUCAAAGGACGAGGCGUUUGGCUCCAUCCGCAAUCAGCUCUGCACUUUCCGAGAGGGUUAUGAUGAUAUCUCUGACUGCAUAGACCUGAUCAUCUGUCUGGGUGGAGAUGGGACUCUGCUCUACGCCUCCUCUCUCUUCCAGGGCAGCGUCCCUCCGGUUAUGGCGUUUCACCUCGGCUCUCUGGGUUUCUUGACGCCCUUCAAAUUUGAGUCAUACAAGACCGAAGUGGCCAAAGUGUUUGAAGGCAAUGCAGCCAUCACUCUGCGCAGUCGUCUUAAGGUGAAGGUGGUGAAGGACAUGCUUCAGAGAACAGGCCAGGAGUCGUACAGCAGAGAGCCACAGCAGCUGCAGCAGGAACACAACGGACUCCUUCCUCACGGACACACCAACAGCGAGGCCGGCAAGGUCACCCUGCAGCUACAGGUGUUGAAUGAGGUGGUGGUGGACCGAGGCCCAUCCUCCUACCUGUCCAAUGUGGACUUGUACCUCGAUGGACGGCUCAUCACCUCAGUGCAGGGAGACGGUGUGAUUGUGUCCACACCUACAGGCAGCACAGCAUAUGCAGCCGCAGCAGGAGCCUCCAUGAUCCACCCCAAUGUACCCGCCAUCAUGGUCACACCCAUCUGCCCACACUCGCUCUCCUUCAGGCCCAUCGUGGUCCCUGCUGGGGUGGAGCUCAUGAUCACCUUGUCCCCUGAUGCCAGGAACACGGCCUGGGUGUCCUUUGAUGGCAGGAAAAGACAGGAGAUCCAGCAUGGAGACUGCAUCAAGAUUACUACAUCUUGUUACCCAGUGCCCUCUAUCUGUUGCCAUGACCUGGUGUAUGACUGGUUUGAAAGCCUGGCUCAGUGUUUGCACUGGAACGUACGCAAGAGGCAAGAGCGACUGGCGGACAUCUCGGACUCGUCAGACACCGAAAACUGAAUCAGCAGUUGCUUUUUCUGACCUAGAUUCAAGUCGACGCUUUCCACAGCAGCUGUGUGUGUGACAGUGAGGGGGAUCAGAGUUGGCCAAAUUACUGUUAUGAUAGUCCUUUGAAUAGCAUGUUUAAUGAGCAUAUUGUGUAUACAGUAUUGUAUGCAUUUAAAAAAGCAUCUCAUUACAUUCCAGUACAAACACAAUCUGUUAUUUAGGAUUAUAGGUAAGAAAGACUAAUCGAUAAGAAAAAGGACUGUAAAUGUAAAUUUGUACAUACAGGAUUGAAGCAUAUAUGUAUAUAGUGUUAUAUGUAUGUGAUAUUUAUAUAAAUUGGAGCUUAAAAAGACAUACAACUGAGUUUCUAUUACUGUCAGCCAAAGACUACUGUGUGUAAUUGUUCUGUACAAAACGCAUAUUGUGCAAUCCAAAGCCUACUUUCUGUACAUUCUAGCAGUAACUGUUAUGUCCAAGUUAAAUUCUACAAGUCAGAUUGCAUGUUGUCAAACAAAACAAAAUAGAAUGAGUUGGAGAAACAUACACCAGUCAUGUUGCUGUCAUAUACUGUCAAUGUGAAAAAAGUAGAAAAAUAAAGAUACAGACGCACACUA
Molecule: messenger RNA, 2157 nt
Organism: Perca flavescens (yellow perch)
Lineage: Eukaryota; Metazoa; Chordata; Actinopteri; Perciformes; Percidae
Gene: nadkb
Product: NAD kinase b
Exons: 12
Coding region: 77-1555 (492 amino acids)
Biological process (GO): NAD+ metabolic process; NADP+ biosynthetic process
Molecular function (GO): NAD+ kinase activity
Source: RefSeq, a predicted model, not a curated record